Molecule: messenger RNA, 327 nt
Organism: Pelobates cultripes (western spadefoot toad)
Lineage: Eukaryota; Metazoa; Chordata; Amphibia; Anura; Pelobatidae
Source: the annotation of a GenBank genome assembly
AUGCAGCUGGCCAAUGAGAGAACGCCCGCCCUCUGGAACAGGGCGGGCGCGGAGAAAAAGCGCGGCAAAGACCGGCCGGCUAACUGCAAUGGCCGCAGUGCCGAGCGGCCGCUAUUGCGCAUGCGCGAGCGGGCUCUGGAUUCAGAGCGCUCGCGACGCGAAACGGCCGCCGCGGCUACAGAGGAACGAAGAACGGGUAAUAAACUACCCGGUAAGGUGUGGGAGGGGGUAACCGCCGCAGGGGGGGGGGGAGAGGGAAACCCCAAUGAACAAAACGUCUAUCUGCCUAAGGCAGACAGGCGCCGGCUCUCAGAGCCGGCUAAGUAA